Messenger RNA from Vigna umbellata (rice bean), 1197 nucleotides. RefSeq names its product purple acid phosphatase 16 (gene PAP16). Gene Ontology annotation, cellular component: cytoplasm. The record is from RefSeq and is a predicted model, not a curated record. Lineage: Eukaryota; Viridiplantae; Streptophyta; Magnoliopsida; Fabales; Fabaceae. Gene Ontology annotation, molecular function: hydrolase activity, acting on ester bonds.
GAGAUUUAGACGCUCUUUGUGGUUUUCUCUCUAACACAGCAAUGGAAAGUCACGGAGGAGGUAAGUGGAAGAUACUGUUGCCCUUACUUUUUCUCUCUCUGAUCUCCACCGUCCGAUCAUCAUCCGCCUUACGAUUCCGACCGGUGUACGGUGUGCCGGAGAGACAGGUUCGGAUGCCGGAGGGUUCAGCCCUCAAGAUUGGGCUCUUCGCGGACCUUCAUUUUGGGGAGGACGCGUGGACGGAGUGGGGCCCACGCCAAGACCUGAACUCCAUCAACGUCAUGAACUCGGUGCUCCACCAUGAAAAUCCAGAUUUGGUGAUAUAUCUUGGUGAUGUCAUCACGGCAAACAAUAUAAUGAUUGCGAAUGCAAGCUUGUAUUGGUAUCAGGCAAUCUCCCCAACAAGAAACAGGGGCAUACCAUGGGUUAGUGUAUUUGGAAACCAUGAUGAUGCUGCAUUUCAGUGGCCAUUGGAGUGGUUCUCUCCGCCUGGCAUUCCUCCAAUUCACUGCCCUCUAACCACAACUUCAUAUUCAGGAGACGAUGAAUGUAGCUUCAAAGGAACAGGACGAUUGGAGCUGAUGUCAAAUGAGAUGAAGCACAAUGGAUCAUUUUCUAGCUAUGGCCCAAGAAAUCUUUGGCCAAGUGUAUCCAACUAUGUCCUUCAAGUUUCAUCACCUGAUUAUCCACCAUCACCAGUGGCUUUCCUUUACUUUCUUGAUUCUGGUGGUGGUUCCUAUCCAGAACUCAUAUCUAAUGACCAGGUGGAAUGGUUCCGCCGAAAAGCUGAAGAAAUUAACCCUGACAAAAGAGUUCCGGAGAUUGUUUUCUGGCAUAUUCCAAGUACGGCUUAUAAGGUGGUGGCUCCCAAGUUUGAGAUACGAAAACCUUGUGUAGGAUCGAUCAACAAGGAAAGUGUCGCUGCUCAAGAAGUUGAAACGGGUAUCAUGGAUCUUCUUCUCAACAGAACUUCUGUCAAGGCAAUUUUUGUUGGACACAACCAUGGAUUGGACUGGUGCUGCCCAUACAAUAAUCUAUGGUUAUGCUAUGCUAGGCACACUGGUUACGGUGGCUAUGGAGAUUGGCCUAGAGGAGCACGAAUUUUACAGAUCAACCAAACACCAUUUUCUCUUCAUUCUUGGAUAAGGAUGGAGGAUGGUCAAGUGCACAGUAAAGUUAUCUUGAGUUCAUAAUUAU